This is a messenger RNA of Paramecium pentaurelia, 1905 nucleotides long. Lineage: Eukaryota; Ciliophora; Oligohymenophorea; Peniculida; Parameciidae. The record is from the annotation of a GenBank genome assembly.
AUGCAAUAAUUAUUGAAAGAAGGAGGGAACAGAAAUCCUAAAUAAAAUUAAUUUGAAUGGAGAUCUAUUACUCCUGAAAGAGAAUUUGGUUAAAUGUUAUAAGGUAAACCUUUAAUAACAGAACCAAAUGAAAAUAAAUAAACAGCUAAAUCAAUGAGUUAAGAAAAUAAUAUCAAUAAUCAUGAUUUCUAAUCAAAACAUACUAAUUUAAAUAAGUUAUUAAUACCUGAAAGUUAGUAAUAGAAAUUUUAAAGACCUUUAAAUUACAUGUAAACAUCAUUAAAGAAAAUGUCAGAAAUUGGUUAACAAAUUAAUUCAAUCUUACAAAAAUUCAAAUAAAAUAGGAUUCAUCGACCUCAAUCAGAUUUAAAUAUGUUUGAUAAGCAUUCUAUGAUGAAAAAAACUAGUUAAAAUGACAUUAGUCUAUCAACUAAUUUGAAUUUGAAUCAUAGUUAUAUUGAUAAUCGAGGUACUGAAACUGAAAGAUCAUAUUUUUAAUACAAAAAUCAUAAAGAUAAUGGAAAAUAACUUAAUAAGGAUUCAAAAGAAUAUCAAUUCCUAUUUUAAAACAGUAAUAAUUAAUUUUAAACGAAUUCUUUAAAAAAAAUUAUAGAAAAAAAAAUAGCUUUAGCUAUGUAGACAAAUACAAAUAAUAAUUUAUAUAAUGAUUACAAAAAAUAAAUUAAUAAAGAAUCUAAAUAAGAUAGAUCUUAUAAUAUCUAAAAAUAUAUUACAAAUAAAUUCUUAAGAAAUUCAUCAUGUUUAUAACCAAAUGAAAAAAGUGAUAGAAAGAAUAAAUAAAUGUCUAGUUAUUUUUCAUAAAAUCAUUAUUCUAAAAGUUAAUCCUCAUUCUUAAUUGAGAGAGAAAAUAGCAAAUCAGAAAAUACAACUAGUAGAAAUAAUAGAAUUAGAGUAUCUAGUUAUAUUAAAACACCUACUAAAAAUAAUAGUGAUCUAAUUAAACAAUUUAGUCCUAGAUUUAUUUCUUAAUAAUUAUCUUCAUAUUAAGUUAGUUCUAGUAAAAUUAAUUCUUUAUUGUCAUCCAUGAAUAAAGAUAUAGAAAAAAUAAAAACACAUAAUAAUAUUUAAAAUUUAAAUAUUUAUCAUAUAUAGGCAAUACCACUAUUUUUAAGUAAUGAUCCUAAUUAAACUCAUGUAAUUGUUGCAUGUUCUGAUUUAUCAGUACGCGCAAUCAAUUUAUAUUCAGGUAGAAUAUAAGUAUUGGGUAAACAUUAUAAACCAAUUAAAUCUAUUACUAAAAUUGUAAUUUAACAUAAUUUUAAAACAUUUUAUUCUUGCUCAUUAGAUAAUUAAGUAAUUUAAUGGGUAAGUGAAUCAAUGCAUGGCACCUAUAGAUUGAAACAUUCUUGGAGGAUGGAUGAAGUCCCAUUAUAACUCUAUUAAACUGAAAAAGGAGUACUAUAUAUUGUAACAGCUAAUUAUAUUUUCUAUUUUUCUUCUGUAACAAAAAAAUAAAUUUCAUAUCAUGGAGUAUUUAAUUGUAUGAUUUAAACAUCCAAUAAUAUUUUGGUUGCUAUUGAUAAUUUCAUAUACAAAUUAUAAGCUGAUACUCUCUAAUUAGUUUGUACUUCAAAAAAGCCUAUAAAAAAUAUGAUAUAUGAAGAAGGCUUACUUUAUGUACUUUAAAGAGAUGGAGCAUUAUUAAUUUAUGAAGAAGCAAAACAUUUAAAGUUUAAUUCAGAAAUAGAUAUAGGAGCUAUGAAUAUCUAUAGCAUGCAAAAUGGUUAAAUUAUUAUCUAAACAAAUGAUAGUGAAUUUAUUGUUUAUUCUUAACAAAUAAGUAAAUCAUAUCAGAUAGAUGGUAAAAUAAAAUGUCUAUUAGCAUUAUAAUAAAUGUUAUUAAUAGGAAGUAAUAAGAAAUUGAUUGAAACACUUAAAUUUUGA